Fusarium oxysporum Fo47 is the source of this 756-nucleotide messenger RNA. RefSeq lists its product as uncharacterized. The annotation marks the transcript as partial. The record is from RefSeq and is a predicted model, not a curated record. The transcript is spliced from 4 exons. NCBI's taxonomy places the organism in Eukaryota, Fungi, Ascomycota, Sordariomycetes, Hypocreales, Nectriaceae.
ACAGGCAAGCCUGCUGUUGGCGGCGUAACCGGCGCACUGGGUCUCGGAGGCAUGUCGGAUGAGACGCCCGAAGCUCCUAAGCAGGCCGAGGACGGUGGAGCCAUCCUUGACCGUCGCGGGAACGUUAUCAUUAAUACCAAGGCCUGGGAUGCGCCUUAUCCCGGUGCCGAGCAGACUGCUGAAGAAAGGCUGCAACGUGAGCAGGCUGAGCAGGUGAAGGCGAAGAGGAAGGAGGAGACCAAGAAGGACAAGGAGCUUGCCGGCGCGCUAGCCUACAACAUUGAUCAGACCCAAGACAAAAUCCGACCCAUUUGCAAAAUGAUCAACAACGAGAUUAGCAUUGCCGAGGCCCAGCUCGGGAACGAGUAUAGUGAGGAGCACCUCGUCAGGCAAGUCCGGCCUCUGAUUGAGGAGGCCGCUAAGAUUCUAAGCGAUGUCAAUGGUGUCAUCCAAGGUCUUAAUCCCGACAGCCGCCUCCAGAGGAACGCACAGCAGAAGGCGGCGAUCGCCGAGGCUACUCCUGAGGAGUACCAUCUCGCCGAGUUUGUCACUACUACCAUCGAUCGCGCCAGGCACAAGCUCGAGAGCAUGCCUCAUGCCAAGAAGGAGCUCAACCCUCUCUGGGCCCUUCUCGCAGUACCUCUGUUCCAGAUCAUCGCUGCCAUCGAACUCUUGCUCGAUGGUAUGCUUGGCCUGGUUGGCAGAUUGCUGCACGGAGAUGUCAUUAGCUCCUUGACUGGUAGAAAGAAGGAAUAA